AUGGAGAACUAUGGCUGGAGAUUUCGGCAAUUACUUUUGCAUCAUCGUGGUCAUUAUGCAUAUGAUUGUGAAAUUCGUUUAAGACGUCAACGUCGUAUGAGAGAAAAAUAUGUAUUUAGAAGUCGUAGUCGUUCCGAAAGUAGUCGAUCAGGUAGUGGUCAUGCCCAUUCGAAAAGUCGUUCACGAUCAUAUUCACGUUCACGAUCGAAUAGUUCAUCUCAAUCAGAAGAACGACGAUCACGUUCAAAAACACGAUCUCGAUCGCGUAAUAGUCGAUAA
Rotaria sp. Silwood2 is the source of this 279-nucleotide messenger RNA. The record is from the annotation of a GenBank genome assembly. Lineage: Eukaryota; Metazoa; Rotifera; Eurotatoria; Philodinida; Philodinidae.